Protopolystoma xenopodis is the source of this 456-nucleotide messenger RNA. NCBI's taxonomy places the organism in Eukaryota, Metazoa, Platyhelminthes, Monogenea, Polystomatidea, Polystomatidae. The record is from the annotation of a GenBank genome assembly.
AUGCUCUCCGAAACAAUCCUUAAGAUGCAAAAGGAACAGGAGAUGGAAAAGCUGCGCACAAAGUGGCUAAUCAGCCAUAAUGUCACGGUACCCUGCUCAAUCCAGUCGCCGCAAAGCACACUGACAGUACGUAACCAGCUUGGUAUGAGCAAAAUGUCGGGCGCGUUCUUUGGCCUGGGUGCAGGCCUCUUAUUCAGCAUCGCCGUCUGGCUGGUUGAGAUCUUCUGUUGGCUGCGCCGUCUGAAACGUCAAGUGAUCCGAGAUGUUGGCAGCCAACUGCAGCGCGCCAUAUGCACAUGUACAACAUACGGGGACCAGAUGCCUAUGUCGGAUAAAGUGCAGACAGUGGACAUGCAGGAACAGACGGGAUCACUUGAGGAGAGACUUUAUCUUCCAAAUAAUCACCAAAUUACAAACUGCACGCAAACCACAUUUCACAAGGUGACUUCUUUGUGA